AUGCCCCCCUCGUCCAGCACGGAGCUUGCCCGCCCCGCGCAUAGUCCCCGGCGGCGGCAGAACACAACCCCCAGCCCUCGAGUCCCCGUCCUUGGCGGCUCACCCGCCCGCACCCCAGACGGCGACGACGCGGCCGCCAGGCGCCGGCGCAACACCCUGGCCGCACGCAAGUACCGCCAGCGGCGCCUCGACCGCAUCGCGGAACUGGAGCGCGCGCUGGGCGAGGUGACAGGCGAGCGCGACGAGCUGCGGCUUCGGCUGGCGCGGCGAGAGGCCGAGGUCGAGGCGCUGCGGGAGAUGCUGGCGCAUAGGUAG
Messenger RNA from Hirsutella rhossiliensis, 315 nucleotides. Its product is annotated as leucine zipper domain-containing protein. Gene Ontology annotation, biological process: regulation of DNA-templated transcription. NCBI's taxonomy places the organism in Eukaryota, Fungi, Ascomycota, Sordariomycetes, Hypocreales, Ophiocordycipitaceae. The record is from RefSeq and is a predicted model, not a curated record. The transcript has a single exon. The coding region runs from base 1 to 315 and encodes 104 amino acids. Gene Ontology annotation, molecular function: DNA-binding transcription factor activity.